UUUUAACCCAAAAAAAACCCCAAAAAAUUCUCACCUGACCGCGCCCUGAGAAUAAAAAUCCAAUUAAUUAAAAUUAAAAAAAAAAAAAAAAAAAAAGGGGAGGGGGGGGAGGGGGAGGAAAUUCCCAGAAAUCUUGGAUUUUAACCCUUGGAAUUCCCGAUUUUUUUCCCCCCCCAUUCCGGAUCCGCUUUUUUUACCCCAAAAUCCCCCAAAUUCGCGGGUUUUUUGUGGUUUUUAUUCUGAUUUUUCCCUCUCCUCGUAGCCCGGCUGAGAGACUCCAUUUUAUCGCGAUUUUUUUUCCCGGAUUUUUUCCCGUUUUUCCCCAUUUUUUCCCCAUUUUCCGCCGCGAUUUUCAGGAUUUUUCUCCCGUUUUUUUCCCCCUGAUUUUAUCCCUCUUUUAUUCCCGAUUUUUUUUCCUUUUAUUUCAUUUUAUUCCCGUUUUUCCCCCGUUUUAUUUCCCAUUUUUCUCCGGUUUUUUCCCCUUUUAUUUCCCAUUUUCUCCGGUUUUUUUCCUUUUUAAUUCCCAUUUCCCCCCCCUUUUAUUCCCUUUUUUUCUCCAUUUUUCCCAUUUUUUAAAUUUUUAAUUUCCUUCUUUCCCCAUUUAAAAAAAAAAAAUCCCUUUUUUAUUUAACCCUUUCAUCCCCUGGAUUUCUUCUCCAUGGAAACCCCAAAUCCUUCUUUAAACCCUUCCCAAAAUUUGGAAAACCGGGAUUAGGGUGGGAAUUAAGGAUCCCAAAAUCUGACCCGGAGCUGUUGGAAUUCCAAAGAUUUGGGAUUUUUUUUGCCCAAAAAAAUUCCCAAAAAAUUCGGAAUUCCUGGAAAAGAUGCAGGAGAGCUACGAGAGCGUCAUUUCCUUGGCCGAGGAGAUCGCCAUCAGCUGGCCGCGGAUCACGGCGUUCGCCGAAUCGCACCGGAGACGGGGCCUGGGCGCCGACGCCGUCCCGGCCUCGCCGAGCGACGACGACGAGGAAGAGCCGCCCCGGGACCCUCUGGAAAAAUCCGAAAUUUCGGCCGCGCCGCCGACGCCGAACCCCAAAUCCCCCCUGAGCCCCGACCACCCCAAACCCGGCGCCGCCGAAACGCCGAGAGCCGAACCCCAACCCCAAAAAAAACCCGGCCUGAAGAAAUUCCCGCCGCGGAACCUCCGGUGCCACGACUGCGGCAAAGCCCUGGCGCUGCCGAAACGCCGGCGAGGCGCGGCGGAGCGAGCCCAUAAAUGCCAGGAGUGCGGGAAGAGCUUCCGGCUGAGCUCGAGUUUGGUGACGCACCGCCGGCGGCAUUCCGGUGAGAAUCCCUACAAAUGCCCCGACUGCGGCAAAUCCUUCAGCGUGGGCUCGGCGUUCAUCCAGCACCGACGGGUCCACGCCGGCGCGGCGCCGUGCCGGUGCGGCGUCUGCGGGAAGAGUUUCCCGGCGAGUUCGGCGUUGGUGAAGCACCAAAAGCUUCACCUGGAAGAAAAACCUUACAAAUGCGGCGACUGCGGCAAAGGGUUCAACUGGAAUUCCCACCUGGAGCGGCACCGCCGGAUUCACACCGGUGAGAAACCCUACGAGUGCCAGGAAUGCGGGAAGAGCUUUUCUUGGAGUUCCCACCUGGAUCGGCACCGCCGGACCCACGCGGCGGCGGCGUUGGCGGAACGCGGCGGGCGCUGCGCCGAGUGCGGCCCGGCCUCGCCGGAACGCGCCAAAAACGCCAAAAUCCCCAAAACCCGGCGGGAAUCGUCGGAAAAACCGCAUAAAUGUGAGGAAUGCGGGAAAAGUUUCGGCGCGGCGGCGGCGCUGGAGCAGCACCGGCGCGGCCACGCUCCCGGCAAACCGUACGAGUGCCGGGAAUGCGGGAAAAGCUUUUCCUGGAGUUCCCACCUGGAUCGGCACCGGCGGAUCCACAUGGGGGAAAAACCUUUCCGCUGCGGCAGCUGCGGCAAGAGUUUCUCCCAGAGCUCCCACUUGGAGCGGCACCGGAAAAUCCACCGGGAGCCGUGCCGGGAGUGCGGCAAAAACGGGAAAAAAGAGGGGAAAAAAGAGGGGAAAAAAGGCGGGAAAAGCUUCCAAAAAUGCUGCCGGAUUUUGGAGGAUUGCGGUUUGGCGUGGGGGGAGGAGGAGGAGGAGGAGAAGUGCGGGGAGUGCGGCAAAGAUUUGGAUUUGGGGUCGAGUUUGAAGGAUCAAGGGACUCAGACCGGGGAGAAGCCGUUCGCGUGCCCGGAGUGCGGGAAGAGCUUCGGGCAGAACUCGGCGCUGGCCAAGCACCGGCGCAUGCACACGGGGGAGAAGCCGUACAAGUGCGCCGAGUGCGGCAAGAGCUUCGGCGUCCGCUCCAACCUCAUCAAGCACCAACGGACGCACCUGGGAGAGAAACCCUACAAGUGCCCCGAGUGCGGCAAGGGCUUCAUCCAAAAAUCCGACCUCACCAAGCACCGCCGGAUGCACACCGGAGAGAAACCCUACGAGUGCCGCGAGUGCGGCAAGCGCUUCAGCGUCUCCUCCAACCUCAUCAAGCACCAGCGCAUCCACCUGGGCGAGAAACCCUUCCAGUGCCAGGAGUGCGGCAAGAGCUUCAUCCAGCGCUCCGAGCUCACCAUCCACCGCCGCGUGCACACCGGCGAGAAGCCCUACAAGUGCCAGGAGUGCGGCAAGUGCUUCAGCCGCAGCUCCCACCUCAACCGGCACCAGCGCACCCACGCCGGCGACAAGGCCGCUCGCGCCGGCGCCGGCGCCGGCGUCGCCUCCCCGCCCUCCUCGUCCUCGGCGGCGUUGGCGGCGCCCGGAGGUUUGGCUUUCCCGGCGUUCCCGGGUUCCUCGGCGGUGCCGGCGGCGUUGGAGCUGCCCUGGGCGUUGGCGCUGCCGGGCCGGGCGUUCCCGGGUUUUCCGGCGGGGUCGGUGGGUAAUUAGGGAGAGCGUUGGUUAAUUAGGGUUGGGUUGGUUUGGUAAUUAAGUGAUGAGAAGCAUUCCGUGGUUCCGGUGAGUUCCCGGCAUUCCCAGCGCUCCCAGUGCCCAACUGGGAUUGGCCAACACCAAAACCCAAAUUCGGGUUUGGUCUCCAUUGAUUCCCAUUCAAUUUGUUGCCCAGUUAACGAGCUCUAAUUAAUUAGGGGUGGAUUCAUUCAUUAAUUAAGUGGGGAAAUGAUGAAUUCCCAUCAUUCCAUGGAUCUGGUGAGUUCCCGGCAUUCCCAGCGCUCCCAGUGCCCAACUGGGAUUGGCCAAGGCCAAAGACCCAACAUUGGCUUGAUCCCAUUCAAUUUGCUGCCCAGUUAACGAUCUCUAAUUAAUUAGGGAUGGAUUCAUUCAUUAAUUAAGUGGGGAAAUGAUUAAUUCCCAUCAUUCCAUGGUUCCGGUGAGUUCUCGGCAUUCCCAGCGCUCCCAGUGCCCAACUGGGAUUGGUCGACCCCAAAAUCCGACACCGGCGCCGGGAAUUCUGUGGAAUUUUGGGAAUUUUCAUUUUUGUCCUUCUCGAAUUUUCCAUUCGUGUUCGUGGUGAAUUUUUUGGGAUAUUUUUAAUAAUUU
Messenger RNA from Oenanthe melanoleuca, 3500 nucleotides. RefSeq names its product zinc finger protein 345-like. Lineage: Eukaryota; Metazoa; Chordata; Aves; Passeriformes; Muscicapidae. The transcript is spliced from 4 exons. The record is from RefSeq and is a predicted model, not a curated record. The coding region runs from base 825 to 2888 and encodes 687 amino acids.